Nyctereutes procyonoides (raccoon dog) is the source of this 8776-nucleotide messenger RNA. RefSeq names its product DENN domain containing 5B (gene DENND5B). Bases 223 to 4308 code for a protein of 1361 amino acids. The record is from RefSeq and is a predicted model, not a curated record. NCBI's taxonomy places the organism in Eukaryota, Metazoa, Chordata, Mammalia, Carnivora, Canidae. The transcript has 24 exons. Gene Ontology annotation, molecular function: guanyl-nucleotide exchange factor activity; small GTPase binding.
GGGAGCGGGACCGACUGGGCGCGAGCUCGCGGCCGCUUCUCCGGCGCCGAGCGAGGAGCGGGGAGCGGGGAGCGAGGCUGCGGUGACGAGCGGCGGCUGCGCGGCCAUGGGCGCGCCGGUGUCGCCCUAGGACAGGCGCGCGGAGACCGCAGCCAGGGCGGCGAGCCCUCCCGAGAGGCGGCGGCGGCGGCGGCGGCGGCGGCGGCCGGAGCAGCGGCCGGGAUGAGCGGGAGCGGCGCGGCGCCCGGCCCGGGCUCGGGCUCCUCCCCGGCCGCCUGCCGCUUCGCGCACUACUUCGUGCUGUGCGGGAUCGACGCCGACAGCGGGCUGGAGCCCGACGAGCUGGCGGUUUUGUACCAAUGGCUAGAAGCAGAUCGUCAUGGCAAGAGCCAAGAUGCUGCAAAUACGACUUCAGGUGAAAAUUUUGACCAGAGUCCUUUGAGAAGAACAUUCAAAUCUAAAGUGCUGGCACACUAUCCUGAGAAUAUAGAAUGGAACCCUUUUGAUCAAGAUGCAGUGAACAUGUUGUGCAUGCCUAAAGGGCUGUCUUUCAGAACUCAGACUGACAAUAAAGACCCUCAGUUUCACUCAUUUAUAAUUACCCGGGAAGAUGGCUCUCGUACCUAUGGUUUUGUUCUCACUUUUUAUGAAGAAGUUACAAGUAAGCAGAUCUGCACAGCAAUGCAGACGCUCUACCAGAUGCACAAUGCGGAGCAUUAUAGUAGCGUGUAUGCUUCAUCCUCCUGCAGCAUGGACUCUCUGGCAAGCAGUAUUGAUGAGGGAGAUACAACUUCCCUUUUGAAACUCCAGCGAUACAACUCCUAUGACAUCAGCAGAGACACCCUGUUUGUUUCAAAAAGUAUAUGUUUGAUCACACCACUGCCAUUCAUGCAGGCCUGCAAGAAAUUCCUUAUCCAGCUUUACAGGGCGGUUACCUCACAGCAGCCACCGCCCUUGCCGCUGGAGAGCUACAUCCAUAACAUUCUCUAUGAGGUACCCCUCCCACCUCCAGGGAGAUCACUGAAAUUUUAUGGUGUUUAUGAACCUGUCAUCUGCCAGAGACCUGGGCCCAAUGAACUCCCCCUCUCCGAUUAUCCUCUUCGAGAGGCCUUCGAGCUUCUGGGGUUGGAGAACCUGGUGCAGGUGUUUACCUGUGUUCUUUUAGAGAUGCAGAUACUUCUCUACUCGCAAGAUUAUCAGCGCUUGAUGACUGUGGCGGAAGGCAUCACCACACUUUUGUUCCCAUUUCAGUGGCAACAUGUUUAUGUACCCAUCCUCCCUGCUUCUCUACUACAUUUUCUUGAUGCUCCUGUCCCUUAUCUGAUGGGCCUUCAGUCAAAAGAAGGAACUGACCGUUCUAAACUAGAACUUCCUCAAGAGGCUAAUUUGUGUUUUGUGGACAUUGACAACCAUUUUAUUGAAUUGCCUGAAGAAUUUCCACAAUUCCCCAAUAAGGUGGAUUUUAUCCAGGAACUCUCUGAAGUGCUUCUUCAAUUUGGGAUCCCUCCUGAGGGCUGCCUACAUGGCAGUGAGAGUGCCACCAAACUGAAGAACCUGGUCCUGAAGGACUUGGUUAAUGACAAGAAGAAUGGCAACGUCUCCACUAACAACAUCAGCAUGUAUGAGUUGCUGAAGGGCAACGAAACCAUAGCCCGCCUCCAAGCUCUGGCCAAGCGGACCGGUGUGACCGUGGAAAAAAUGGACCUUUCUGCCUCAUUGAGUGAAAAAGAAAAGGAUUUAAAACUGCAGUGUGAAGAGGCAGAACUAAGGGACUACCAGCUCAACGUGCAGCUCCGCGAGGUCUUUGCUAACCGCUUUACACAGAUGUUCGCAGAUUAUGAAGCAUUUGUGAUUCAGACUGCCCAGGACAUGGAAUCCUGGCUGACCAACCGAGAACAGAUGCAGAACUUUGACAAAGCUUCCUUUCUGUCUGACCAGCCUGAACCUUACCUGCCAUUUCUUUCACGCUUCAUUGAAACACAGAUGUUUGCCACCUUCAUUGAUAAUAAAAUUAUGUCUCAGUGGGAAGAGAAAGAUUCUUUGCUUCGGGUCUUUGACUCUCGGAUUGAGAAAAUAAGACUGUAUAAUGUAAGGGCACCCACCUUGAGGACAUCUAUCUAUCAGAAAUGCAGCACUUUAAAAGAAGCAGGUGAACACUUUAGGCAGAGGCUAUCUGCUGUUGAUAUUGUGGCACCAGAACCUCAUGAUUUCUGUGCAGAAAGACAAGUUGAUACCCAAUCAAUUGAGCAGCGACUAAUGAAAAUGGAUCACACUGCAAUCCAUCCACAUCUGCUUGAUAUGAAAAUCGGUCAAGGCAAAUAUGAGCAAGGGUUCUUUCCAAAGUUACAGUCUGAUGUCUUGGCAACAGGACCAACUAAUAACAAUCGCUGGGUAAGUCGGAGUGCCACGGCGCAGCGCAGGAAAGACCGCCUUCGCCAACAUUCUGAGCACAUUGGAUUGGACAACGACCUGAGGGAGCCUUCCGGGGAACUUUUGGUCUGUCAGAACUCCAUGGCAUUCUGGGAGUGGGAUCAGGGUCCACCUCCUCCUGCACGACUUCCUAAAAAAUCCUUCUCUGAGUGCUGCCUGAAAUAUAUGCAAGAGGCACGAAGUUUAGGAAAAAACCUGAGGCAACCCAAAUUGUCAGACCUCUCGCCUGCAGUGAUUGCACAAACCAACUGCAAAUUUGUAGAAGGCUUAUUAAAAGAAUGUAGAAUGAAGACAAAACGCAUGUUGGUGGAGAAAAUGGGACAUGAAGCAGUGGAACUGGGCCAUGGAGAAGCAAACAUAACUGGCUUAGAAGAGAACACCUUAAUUGCCAGCCUCUGUGACCUACUGGAAAGAAUAUGGAGCCACGGCUUACAGAUCAAGCAGGGGAAAUCAGCUUUGUGGUCACAUUUAAUUCAGUUUCAGGACAGAGAAGAGAAGCAAGAGCACCUUGCAGAAUCGCCAGUUGCCCUUGGACCAGAAAGAAGAAAAUCUGACUCAGGAGUUAUGUUGCCAACACUCAGGGUCUCUCUUAUCCAAGACAUGAGGCAUAUUCAGAACAUGAGUGAGAUCAAGACUGACGUCGGACGAGCUCGAGCAUGGAUAAGACUAUCUCUAGAAAAGAAGCUCUUGUCACAGCAUCUCAAGCAGUUGCUCUCCAACCAGCUACUCACCAAGAAGCUUUAUAAGCGUUAUGCUUUUCUACGUUGUGAAGAAGAAAGAGAGCAGUUUCUUUACCAUCUUCUUUCCCUCAAUGCUGUUGACUACUUCUGCUUCACCAGUGUGUUCACCACUAUCAUGAUUCCAUAUAGGUCAGUGAUCAUCCCCAUCAAAAAACUGAGCAAUGCGAUCAUCACAUCGAACCCUUGGAUCUGUGUAUCAGGAGAGCUAGGAGACACAGGAGUAAUGCAGAUUCCCAAAAACCUCCUCGAAAUGACUUUUGAGUGCCAGAACUUGGGGAAGCUGACCACCGUUCAGAUUGGUCACGAUAACUCAGGACUGUUAGCCAAAUGGCUAGUGGAUUGUGUCAUGGUCAGAAAUGAGAUCACAGGACAUACAUACAGGUUCCCAUGUGGGCGGUGGCUGGGGAAAGGCGUUGAUGAUGGAAGCCUGGAGAGGAUCCUUAUUGGGGAACUAAUGACCUCAGUGGCAGAUGAGGACCUGGUAAAGCAGUGUCGGACUCCACCCCAGCAGAAAUCCCCCACCUCAGCUCGGAGACUGAGCAUCACUUCACUGACAGGAAAAACUACUAAACCCAAUGCUGGACAGAUCCAAGAAGGAAUUGGAGAAGCUGUGAACAAUAUUGUGAAACAUUUUCACAAACCUGAAAAAGAGAGAGGAAGCCUCACGGUGUUGCUGUGUGGAGAAAAUGGACUGGUUGUGGCACUUGAACAAGUCUUCCAUCAUGGGUUCAAAUCUGCCCGCAUCUUUCACAAGAAUGUCUUCAUCUGGGACUUCAUAGAGAAAGCGGUUGCUUAUUUUGAAACCACUGACCAGAUUCUAGACAAUGAAGAUGAUGUCCUUAUUCAGAAAUCAUCCUGCAAGACCUUCUGCCACUAUGUAAAUGCUAUUAAUACUGCACCCAGGAACAUUGGAAAGGACGGCAAAUUCCAGAUUUUAGUUUGCCUUGGAACACGGGAUCGCCUGCUCCCACAGUGGAUCCCACUCUUGGCUGAGUGUCCUGCCAUUACCCGAAUGUACGAGGAAAGUGCCCUCCUGCGAGACCGCAUGACUGUCAACUCUCUCAUCCGCAUUCUGCAGACCAUUCAGGACUUCACCAUAGUCUUGGAAGGAUCACUCAUCAAAGGAGUGGAUGUGUAACCCAAAUGACUAGAAACUCUCAGUCCAGACCCCUUGUUCCUGAACCUUCCCCAACUAUGGGGACUGAUUUGGACUUGUCUGACAAGGUAGUGAGUCACUGCAGGGGCAUCACGCAGUAUUCCCCAAUCUGAAUAAUCCUCACACUGCAGACAAGGCAAAAUGCUUUAUUGUAGUUCAUUUGAACCUGGAAUUUAGUAUAAAAUAGAGUAUUUUCAUGUGUUAGAUGUGUGUAAAUAUGCUAUCUUCUUUAAGAAAUUAUAUUACUCUAAUAAGAUACUUUUCUUAGAUUGAAUAUUCCUGUGAUUUAAAAUAAGUAGCUCAACCGCAUUGGGAGUUGGGGAGGGGAAGAGUGGUGCUAGCCAGGAAGAAGCCAGUAAACAUGUAAUUACAGUGCAACCCAGUUGGGCUUUUUUUUUUCCCUCCAGGUAUCACAAAGGAACCCAGAAUGCAUUGUUAUGUCAUCGCCAUCCAUCCUGGCGAGUCCAAUCCUUUGUAUUGUGAAUGUAAACAGCUUUACCUACUGUAUGUGAUAGUCCUCACUUCUAUUUUUAAGUUACACAUGGUUUCAUACAUUUGAAUUGAGUCAUUUUUCCAGUCUUUUGGAAAAAAUUUUCCGCCGGCACAAGAUAAUGAUACAAUUCAAAUAUUUUAAAUACUGGACCCCAGGAGCUUGGCUGAACUGGAAAGAGAACACAAAGCCCUGAGAAGUAUGUUAAAUUGUAGGAUUAUAACUUCUUUACACUUUGGAAAGAUUAGCCUAGACUAGCUUCAUUCUUGGCAUUUUUAUUCUUGUUAUGUGAGGUACUUUGAAGAGAUGUGAAUUUCAAAGUGUUGAUCUCCUAGUUAUAAGAACUGCAAUUGGCAGUUUGAUUCUGGACUGCUAAUUUGGCCAUCUAAACCCUGCAGCAGUUCCUUACCUCCAGGAUAAUCUCCAACCCUGUCUUUGUUAGGUUCCAGCAGCCCCCCUUCCUGAGCCCAUCCCCCUCUCAGGAAAUGGAAGGAAUGUCUAAGAAGGAGGAGGGCUCUGUGCAGCUUGGAAUGUUUUUGUGAAAGUAUUUGUUGACCAUGAUAAUGCAAAUAACUGGGAAAGAGAAAGAAUGAACCUUUCUGGGUGUUUCAGGGCAAGUUUUGUGUUCCUUUUUAAGAAGGGGUAAUAAUAUAAAACAACUGGCCCAGAGAAGGUAACAGCUAGGAAAGCAUAGAUGGCAAAAAUGGAAGCAGAACAAGAGGCAACAGUUUUGAAAGACCAAACAUUGUAACUUUCCAGCUUGGUAUUUUAUAAGGAAGUUAAAUAAAUGUGGUGUUAGCUCAUUACCUUAAGUCUUCAUUUAUGGCAGGUCCUGUAACUAAUUAGGCAUUCACACGUUGUUAGCAGUGAAAUUGCCUCAGCAGAGCUCUGGGUUUUAUUCCCAGUUGUGGCUGAGAAGCAAAGCCAUGGCCUCUCAGGACCUUUGUACAAACUUGAGGGUCCUGGGCUUUAGCCAGCAGUGUUGUUUCCCUUAUUUCCUCGAGGAAGAAGGUAAUGAAACAAGUGCCUCACUCCCUUUAUCAAACACUGUAUUCGGCCCGGGGUAACCAAGGCGCAUCCCCUUUUAAUAUGUAACUUAGUACUUGCAGAGCAGUGUGGGAGUUGAAGGCAGCCUUUAGAAACCCAUGGAAAGGGUUUAAGAAGAUGAUUCUGGGUGACCUGGGUAGACUGGAGAUUUGUUCUCCUGGGGCUAAAGGGUAUCUGCAUUGGUGUAGCUCUUCCAGGGACGUGGAAAGUCUGUCAUGGGAGGCAUCCAGACCUAUUUCCCACAGGGUUCUUGUGUUGCAGUCAUCAGAAACCAUAGAAUGAUCAGUGGAGAGUUUUAUUCUUACUACUUUUCUCAUAAGGCCGUAUUUCUGGCACACUCUGGGCAGCUGAGAGAUGACCUAGGUUAGCAUGCUAGCAUUGAGUCAUCAUUUUAUAGAUGGGUACACUUGAGGAUCAGAGAGGUUAAAUACUUAGCCCCACAGCUGAUCAGUGACAACGCAAGAGUCUAGAACUCAUGUCUUUUAUUACACCAAAGCUCAGAGGCAUUCAUGUUAAUAGUCUUUCUACCCCUGGAUCCACCCAAACAGCUAGUAAAUACGUGUUAAUAUUCAUUUAUAAUAGUCAUUUAUAAGAAUUAACAUUCAUUUUAACAGAUUGUUCUCAAGUGGUUGAGAAUUAUAGCUGUUAUAAAAACUGGGAGCAAAAUUGGAUUUGGGGCCUGUGAAUAAAAACAUUACAUUAAAAAGUAGUACCCCCAAAAAAGUUAUACCUAAAGCCUUAUCCCACUUUGUGUAGUAUGACCAUAACAGUGGAAAUGACCAAUUUCAAAAGAAAUAGUCACACCAGAAUUGACACAUCCUCUAGAAUGCUGGGCCCUUUAAAUUGGUCCCCUUGGAAGCCCAUAUACUUAUUCCAGUGAUACAGCCAGGGCUCCAAACAGGUGGGGACCUCCUUGUGAGCUGCUUGAAUGGCUUACAGCCCAUUCUUCUGAAUAUUGCCAGUUAUGGUAAAUCUCAGGCUUUCAGAAGAAAUUUCAUAUUUGGAAACAAAAAGUCCUUAGGAUCCAAGCUAAUGAAUAAAAAGGAUGCUUAUGCAGAGUUUGAGGUCACAAAAGAAACAACUCUGAAGAAAUAAGACUUUGUUCUUAUGUGGCUUAUCACUGUCUCUAAGCCAAUACCAGGAUAUUUUGAACAGGACGGUAGCAGAACCCUUAUCAGAAUAAGUGUAUAUAGCUGACUUUUGGAAGGACCGUACCCAGUUAGAGGUAUCCUUUUUGCUAUAUUAAUUUUUUGAAUUAGUAUAAUAAUGAAAUGAAAUAAUUGCCAAAAAUGUUACCUCUUGAAACAUCUGAUUUCGAAGUGUUUUCCAAAUGUCCCAAACCUCCUAAUGGGAAGCUUUCCGAAGGUGGCACACUGUUGUUGGUAUAUUAUGUGUGACACUGGAAAGCAGUGCCCUGGUUGGGGGCUCACGAGCACCUUAAAGAUGACCGAGGCUCAGUGUGGAGUGGCAUAAAGUGGGGUUCUGGUUGGCCUACAGGGAACAAAAGUUCGUCCUCUUUCCCACUGGGAUCAAGAAUUUGAUAUAAGAAACCUGAAAUGUGCAAAAGUUUGCAGUUGCCUCUAAAAUUUAUUUUAAAUCUCUCACACGUUUUUGAACCUUUGUGACUCUGUGGUAUUUACUUUAACCUGCGUUUUUAAAAAAUAAUUGUAAUGAACUGUCACACUACGUGAAUGAUACAGGGGAAAUACUGAAUUGCUUGUUUUUCCUUUUUUUGAAAUAAAGCACUGUGGUAUGUAAAUUUAAGUGAAAGAGGGGUAGAGACUAUACUUAACAGUUUAUGUGUAGUCUAUGUUGACACCUCUAAGAUAUUUUGAAACAUGAGGCCACAGACGAGGACCUCAGAUCCCCAGGGAAGUAUUUAUUUGACAGCAUUGAGAGUAUAGCGCUUAAUUGAAAUAUCUUCCUUCUGCUAAGAUUUAUGAUCUUUCAGUAGAUUUUCAUGUUGAGAAUUGUGAGUAUUUUCUCUGUGAGGUUUGCAGAAGCUAUCCUUUUCACUAUGUUGAAAGGACAAUCUGAACCUUAGCUAUUUAUAUUUCAGUAUUAACACACCUUCAUUGAGAAUGGUCUCGAGCUCCUCUCUACUUUUAUAAAAGUGAAUCCUGUUCCCAAAGUCAUCAGUUUCUUUUGAAGCCCCUCCCUGUUCCUUACAUAAGUGUUUGUUACACCACCAUUUAGCUUAUAAGGAGAUGGAAACAAAUAAUAAGCUUCUAGGUCCCUUAUUCCUAUUAAAACACAUUGAUAAAUCUCUUGGAUUUCCAAGCCUUUUUGAAGAGAGUGCUGAUGAUGUGAUCGGAGGAAUCCAAGAAACUCCUACUCCCAGAUCUUCCUUGAGCUGAUCAUCCUCUCAAGGACAGAGUAAAGCUUAGCUCCAGAAAUGUAUCACAUUGAGCAGUUGACACCAGAGUGAGAAAAUAUAUGUAUCAAAAAGAUUCUCCUCAUUUGAAGGAACCCAGGGCAUCCUUGGGUUAUGGUAGGAGAGAAUCUCACUUCAUCCAUUUUCCUGAAUGUAUAUGUAUGUGGCUCCGGUCUAAUCCAAACCAAAUCUUGUUGACAGUAGAGAGGUAUGGUAAGGAGUUCUGUUGUCAAUCAAAUGAGGGUGUUAAACAUAGAAAAAACUCUCUGUGUUACACUUGAACCCUGUAUAAAUGUACCCUGUGUAUCUUUUUAAAAAAUGAACAUUUCUGCAUUUAAAUUAUAUUGUGUUUCUUUGUAUUGUUAACAAUGCAUCAGAACUGGAUUUUUUUUUCCUCAUCUGAACAUAAUAUAAGAUUUAAAGAGUAUUGUGAUAUCAAGCACUUUAACAUACAUAUCAGAGAAACUGACGUGGGUUUUUCAGGUUUUGGAGUACAUUUAAAUAUGACUUUUCAUGCUUUGUUCUUUACAAAUAAAACU